Sphaeroforma arctica JP610 is the source of this 3748-nucleotide messenger RNA. RefSeq lists its product as hypothetical. The transcript has 8 exons. Gene Ontology annotation, cellular component: cytoplasm. The record is from RefSeq and is a predicted model, not a curated record. NCBI's taxonomy places the organism in Eukaryota, Ichthyosporea, Ichthyophonida. The coding region runs from base 274 to 2592 and encodes 772 amino acids.
AGCGUUAAAGAGGAUAAUACACAUUACUCGGACAUAACCCGGCGUCUGUAUGCAUCUUCACACACAGAUAAAUCAACGUGAUGUGUAGCAGCCUUUUGUAUAGAGCGUGAAAUAGGAAAAUUCACACAAUACUCGGAUAUUGAAUAGGUGUCGGCAAGAGACCUAAGACAGUCGGUGUACGUUUUCCACGUUUAAUCACUGAGCAACUAUAAUCUAUAAUUAUACUUGUCCACCGUACGAGGAACACUGCAAAGUGGUUCAUAAGCAUACAGUAUGAGGUUGGGUCAGUAUGCGUUCAGUAGCACGGCACUCCUCAUGACUGUGGUGGUCAAUGCCUGGGUACAGAAAGAACAGUUCUACGCAACCUGUGUAUACCUGUCGAAAUCCAACACAUUUUCAUUGCUGGCUUAUAAUGAGAUGAUAGUCUGUGUUCUGCUGCUGGGGAAAGUGCUGUUCAAAGUGUUCUUCGGAGAGUUGAGAGCCACUGAAGUCGAGUUUACCAUAUUGGCAUCAUCUGUGAUAUCGAUCACACUCAAGUACAUGCUGAAUUGCAUCGAAGUACUGAGCGAAGCGCCAUGGGAACGCAAGUCCAUGUUUAUCUUCUACGUGGAGCUAUGUAUAGAUUUCAUCAGAAUUAUAUUCUACUGCUGCUUCUUCGGUAUUGUGAUGAACUACUACGGACUACCGUUGCACAUCAUUCGCGAUCUUUACAUGACGCUAAGGUCGUUCGUGCAGCGUGUACGUGAUAUGGUACAGUACCACCAGGCCACGUCCAACAUGAACGAAAGGUAUCCGGAUGCUACACCAGAAGAGCUUGCGGCUAUGGAUAGCACAUGUAUUAUCUGCCGAGAGGAUAUGGAAGCUGGCUCAAAAAAAUUGCCUUGUGGACACAUCUUUCAUCUGACCUGUUUGCGAUCAUGGCUGGAGCGACAACGCACAUGCCCCACCUGUAGAAGGCCUGUUCUCGAAUCACAAUAUGCCGCGGCCGCACGACUGGCGCAACGCAACCAGCCAGAAGCAAAUAACGCACAACAGCCAGCCGCUCAGAAUCAAGCACAAGAACAAGCCCAGGCCCAAACUCAGGCCCAGACCCAGACCCAGACCCAGACCCAGCCACAAAACACGGCUAGAUCCGAUGCGUCCUCGGUUGCCAACGCGCCAUCAGACGUGCAGUCACAUGUUCCGGGGAAACCUGGUCCUCAGUCUGUGGCUCCGCACGUUGCGCCAGUAGCGCGCGCCCACUACACGGCACCGGCAAACAGUUCUGCCGCCGCGCAUACACAUAUGCAUACCAAAACGUCCGCAUACACACCAUCGCAACCGAUAGCUGGCCAGUCUUCUCUGUUGCCUGGCGAAAGGCCUGUUCCUACGGCCUCGCUUCAGAGCGCUGGUGGUCUCCCAACCCAACCCCUGCACUCUACGGGCCCGAGCAGUCAGGAAGGAGUUAUCGGCGAUACUUAUCUGCCGAAAGGACCAUUCACAGACGAACAGUACCAACAAGAGCGACAGAGAAUGAUCAAUCGCUUGGCCAUGCUACAAAAGAUGCACAGCGGCCUCGACCAGAUACUGUUGAAUAUGACGGCGUACAACACACACCCCUUCGCCCAACCAGCCUCCAGCACACCGUUUUUUACCCAAACGGAGUCCUGGAGUGCAUCAGGCAGCACUGAACAUGCCACAGCGAGCACUUCGCGUACAAUGGCGAGUUCCGAAGGGCAGCCUGUGGGACACGGUGUAGCAUCGGCCAGCCCAACAACCUCAGUCAAAACACCAACGUUCACCUCCACGCAGACGUCGACGCAAUCACGGCCACAGUCAUUACUACCGACACAUGCGAGCCGGUCAGUGCCACGGGAUGAGACACAGCCACUCAGGAGCACAGAAGCCUCGCUGGCUCCAGAAUCCGUUCUGCAGGAAGACUUACCCGAACAGAGCUCCGGUGAAAAAAGCACGGCAGAUGGAAUAGGUGUAGAUAAGAAUGGUGGCAGCAGUGCUGCCAGUGACGGCGCACAAGAAAGCGAGGAUGCUGUACAGAGUAGUGCCACUGCACAAAGGAGUGCAUGGGCAGAUGUGAUGGCUAGCAGGCUUGGGCAAACAAGGAGAGAUAACGAGACAUCCAACGCGAGUAUCGCAAACACGGAGACUGCGGGCUUGGAUACAAGCACUGAACACGGUGUGGUUGUACCCAGGGAGGAUGCUGAGAGCACGGCCGGAGUGCAAACAGGUCGUGCAGCAGACGGUGGAGCAACUAGCCCGGCAGCGAAACCAGCAGCGCCUAGCACCACCGCGUCACAGCGCUCGGGCGGUGAAUCUGCAGGCGAGUUGAACGAUGCCCAUAUAGACAGCACCACAAAAACGGUGAAAGGAGAAGCCGCGGCCUUGAACCCUGAUUCUGGUAUAGUGGACAUAUUGGAUGGCCAGGGGAAUGCGGCUGUAGCUGUUGGUGCGGGUGGGGAUGCCAGCGAUGCACACGGCACGUCACAAACAACCACAGCCCAGACAAGCACAUCUAACCCAUUCGUGGGGUUCAAGAAAACGGGCGGAUCUGUGAGUGCGCAGGAUGGUGGCAUAUCGUCAGAUAGCGAUUUCUGAGGUGGACGCUCGCAUCGCCCUUACUAGAGGUCAUUAGCUUACUUGACUGUAUCAACUUUACAUAAGGGUGUAAAGAGAAGGCACGACACUCGUUACGCAUGAUUGCUUUGUUUCUCAUCACCUGAAGACAGGCUCUCCGGAUGGGCGAUUUGCUUCAACUACUCCCGCACUACUACAGAGGGUACGGUUUCAAUCCGUGAUGGAUAUGAAUGCUCGUGUGGCUAUGCUUUCUCUUUCCAUUUGAGGGAGGAUGUGCUGUCCGCGGAACACUGCGUGAGUCGAACUCCAGCUAUGGAUAUUGAGCUGGCGAAUGGUGCGCGAAGUACUCUGGCCAGCUAAUAGUAUUGGACUAAAAAGGAGAGUGUAUACUAUCCUCAGAUCUACAUGCGUUAAGCGAGCUAUUGGUGUGCGCAUUAGGGUAGUUGAUUACCGUCGUAGUCAUCGGACACCGUGUCAUCUGUAUUUUUAGCUCAAGACAUCAGCGAACUUAAAAAUAUGCUCUCAUGGGCGUUCGGCUCUUGCUAUGACAGUCCUGCAUACGAACCCGCGAGUAUGUCAACGAUCUCUCUAGUGAUGUUGUUGCAGUGAGGAGCGAGGUUGCUUUACCAAUGUGUCACCUUAUGGCUCACAUGGACGGUGCACCAUGCCACCACGUGUUUGUUCUAGAGACACACAAGUGCGCUAGUUGUUCCAAGAUCUCACUCGGAAUACGCAAGUCUAAACUUGGAUGGAGACUAUUCAUUUCUUGUACAAUCACAGACAGGACUGCACGCGUAAGGGAGUCUUCUUGUCUCUAGAAACAGUGAGGUUUCUUAAAACCCCAUUGAUGCCUAGUGCAUAGUAACAAAUCUGUAAGUUGCAGGUGCAUGGUGAAUAUGCAAUGUCGCUACUAGCUGAUUUUCCGCUUGGUAUUCCUAGAGAAUCUACUGCCAUCGAAGCUGUAAGGGCAAAGUAUUUCUUGAUAACGUCCCGUAUAACGGAAAUCACACGAGUUACAAACACACCGGAUCUUUUGUAGGACCCAGACCCAGUGCAUAAUUUAUGAAAUAAAUGCGUGAAAAGGCAAUUUGCUUAGUGCAGAUGCGUUUCGAUAUUCGCGCCAGUGUAUUCAGAUACUUUAGAAACCUUCCACCGACGCACUCUUUCGUUCGCUCAG